Messenger RNA from Oncorhynchus masou masou (cherry salmon), 3033 nucleotides. RefSeq lists its product as uncharacterized. The transcript has 2 exons. Bases 473 to 1969 code for a protein of 498 amino acids. NCBI's taxonomy places the organism in Eukaryota, Metazoa, Chordata, Actinopteri, Salmoniformes, Salmonidae. The record is from RefSeq and is a predicted model, not a curated record.
GUGUGCAAGACGGGGAGAAGGGAAAAACAACUUUAUAUCGGAGUUGUCUAUGCAUUUUCAUGGCAUAAGGCUAGUAAGCAUAUAAUUUCUCCAUUGAAUACAGACGGUCGACGUAAACAACCCUCAUCGAAUAUUCAAAACUGGAUUACAAUAAUAAGGUGCAUCCACCAAUCCAAAGAAAGGAUAUGCGGGAGUUCGGCAGCCCGGCAUGUCGCUUUGUGGACAACGACUAUCAUUAUUAGAGCGGAGAGACAUGUAAACAUGUCAGUAUAGCCAUAAUCUUUGAUAAAAGUCCAUUAACAAAGAAGUAGACCAGACCCAGCUGCUAUUGCAUUGGUGUCUAUAGGAGACACAUCUAGUAGACCGGAACUUACCUUUUUUUUUUUUUUUGCAAAACGGCGAGUGAACCAUCUUCAUUUAUCCACCAUCUUUGGUGUGUUCAGAAGGCUGCAGAGUAUGUAAACAAACAACAAUGACAGCCGUAGGCCUGGUUCUUUGCAGCCAGACGUUAGUCCUGCAUAGUUAUCAAGGUAUAUCAGACCCAUAUCCAUCCGUACAGAACACCUGUCGGCUAUGCGGACAAAAUCUGCUCAUCAAAGGGACAUUACAGGCAACACGAAGAAUAUUUGACAAGCCCAAAGCCUCAAAGGACAAAAAGUUAUGUGACAGAUUCCUUGCCACCGGUUUAGUGCUAACUGAGGCACCAGGGGUGAAGUCGGGCAGAAUUUGUGCCAAGUGCUAUCGACUAUUUCUCAGGAUAGAGGAAUCUGUAAGCAUUUUAAAGAAAUGGCAAUCAGAGCAUCAGACACCGGGGACGAGCAAGAAGAGGAAGCGUGAACUGGAACCGAGUCCAUCUGAAACAGACAGGGCUGCCAAUAAGACAUCUGAACGGGAGCCGAGUCCAUCUGAAACAGACAAGGGAGCCAAGAAGAAAUGUCCUCCCUAUAAAAAGGUUCCUCCGAGGAGCAGUCUUGUCGAGGUUGUCAUAACAUACCCGAACCAACUGGAUCCAAAGCUGAAAAAGAGGGUCGAGAAGGUUUCAUCAGAAUUUUCCGGAAUGGUUGAAAACCUGGCGAAAGGCAAAUUGGCAACAUUUGUCAGGUUAGCCUUGACGAAUGAGACCAUGUGUCAAGAAAUCAGAAAGCAGAUGACGCAAAAAAUAGAAGCAGAGGUCAAGGAAUAUGCAAGACCCUUAAAUUACUUGACUUCAGCUGAACCGUGCAUCUUGAGUCGUACCUCAUUGGAGAAUAUGAAGUAUUUUUCAUACGAAGCGUUGGAUAAUGAGUUGUCCAGGAAGACACCAUGGCUUUAUACCACCAUCAAUACUGCAACAGGUGGUUCCACCAUCCAUAACUGUGUGGCUGCCUCUGUGGCCCUGAGAGGUAGAAACCCCAGGCUUUCUGCACUGGCCUAUGUCAUCAACUCAACACUGACCCAAGGGGGGGUUAAGCCCAUUUUCAAAAGACUCUCUAAGAUGGGCAUAACAACCACACAUAGCAAUGUCCUAAAUAAGCAGAAAGAGAUGAAGGCAGCUGGGUACAACAUCAACAUCAAAUGCUGGAGGGAGGACUGUGAGCUGUUUUUCCAACAUAGUGUCAGCGGUGAAGUCUGCCCACGACCUCCUCCUACGGCUAAACCGACAGAGGAGACCGGAAGCGAGGAGGACGGGGGGCCAGUGGAGGAUGAGUUUGAAAUAGAGCUGGACUGGGGUCCACUGGAGGAAGAUGAGGAAGAGUGGAGUCCACUGUCAGAAGAGACAGAAAGAGAGGAGGAUAGAGGAUCAACAGUACAGGAAGAGAGAGAAGAAGAGAAAGACAGGGGUUCCCUGCUAGGAGAGACAGAAACAGAGGAAGUGGGACAUGCAUCGUCAGCACCACAAGGAAAUGACACACAGGAAGAUGACUCUGGUUCAACGGUGGAUUCAGAGACUGAAUACUUUGGAUUAAACCUCACCUGUGAGAGUGAUUAGAGAAGUAGCCUAACAAAGAGUCUGUAGAUUACAGAUCGAGGCCUAGGAUACAUCUCUGAACAACACGGGACUAAUCAUAGGCUUGUAUCCCAAAAUGGCACCCUAUUCCCCUAUAUAGUGCACUACUUUUGACCAGACCCUAUGGAGUAACUAGUGCACUACUUUUCACCUGGGCCAUUUGGGACAGAAUUAUACAGUGAAAUUACUCCUGUUGAGGGGGUCAGGAUGUGUGUAUUGAAGGGGGUCAGGAUGUGAGGUUGACUGUUCCUGGUGUGUAUUGAAGGGGGUCAGGAUGUGUGUAUUGAAGGGGGUCAGGAUGUGUGUAUUGAAGGGGGUCAGGAUGUGAGGUCUACUGUUCCUGGUGUGUAUUGAAGGGGGUCAGGAUGUGUGUAUUGAAGGGGGUCAGGAUGUGAGGUCUACUGUUGCUGGUGUGUAUUUAUAACCAUAUUAAAGAGACCAGUUCAAUUCAAACUUUAUUGUCCCAGCAGGGAGUAUUUUAUUGUGCAGCUAAGAGUACAUAGCUGCUCAACAAAAACGUCCUUUUUUGUUAUUUGGUACUCCCCAAAAUGGCACCCUAUUCCCUAAUAUAGUGCACUACUUACCCCAUAGGGCUCUGGUCAAAAGUAGUGCACUAGUUACUCCAUAGGGCUCUGGUCCAAAGUAGUGCACAAGUUACUCCAUAGGGCUCUGGUCCAAAGUAGUGCACUAGUUACUCCAUAGGACUCUGGUCCAAAGUAGUGCACUAUACAGGGAAUAGUGUUCCGUUUGGGACGCCACUCAUUGGGCCAAGAUGGUCCUGACAAUAAACAAAAAAUAAAUACAAAUUAUAAUACCAAUGUAUUUUUUAAAUGACCUCGAGUUAGCCUGAGAUAUUAGAUUCAUAUGUUGUACAAAUGUGAACUAGUGUCAAUUCCGACAUCACAUGUACAGUUAUCAGUUUAGAUUAUAGUCUCAAAGCUGACUGGAGUUGUCAGUUCAGAUGUUCUGUUUUCCAAAUCAGAACUAGUUCAAGUGGUGUAAAAUGACUUGCUCUCCUCUCCUUCAUCUGUAUUGGUUUGAAUUAU